Messenger RNA from Periophthalmus magnuspinnatus, 1426 nucleotides. RefSeq names its product NOP2/Sun RNA methyltransferase 4 (gene nsun4). The transcript is spliced from 8 exons. The record is from RefSeq and is a predicted model, not a curated record. The coding region runs from base 35 to 1207 and encodes 390 amino acids. Lineage: Eukaryota; Metazoa; Chordata; Actinopteri; Gobiiformes; Gobiidae. Gene Ontology annotation, biological process: rRNA methylation. Gene Ontology annotation, molecular function: methyltransferase activity. Gene Ontology annotation, cellular component: mitochondrial large ribosomal subunit.
AGCAAAGUAGUCGGACAUUAAAAACUGUGACAACAUGGCUCUGCUCAUGGAAACAAAGUUAAUUUUGAGAAAAGUCAAAGAUUUAAGAUGCUUUACGGCCAAAAGGAACAGAGUCAAAGAGAAAUGGGCUGCGACGCGUCCAAAGUACCCCCCCACCAGACUGGCCCUACAGCACAUGGACGCAGUGUACGGGGCUCAGCUGGGCUCCCUGUGGCCUUCGGUGCGGGUGGCUUUGCUCUGUGAGAGGAAGUACGGAGCUCUGGUCAACACACACUCACACCAUGAUGUCAUCUCUGAGCUGCAGCAUCACGGCUGUGCUGACUUCAUCACCAGCACAGCACUGCAAGAAUCACAAUCAGAGUCUGUUCAAGUGGAGGGUGAAUCUCAGAGUGAUCUAAGGACCACUUCAGAUGUUUCUCCUGGGCUCAAUGCAAACAUCAAGUGCUUCGUGUUUCCUCAAGGAGAUAUCAGCCGAUUCAAACCUGCGCGGCCUGAUGCCAACGGGCUCCUGGGAUACUAUCUGAUGGAUGCCGCCUCAGUCCUGCCCUGCCUGGCUCUGGAUGUCCGGGAGGGGCACACUGUUCUGGAUCUGUGUGCAGCCCCUGGAGGAAAGGCACUGGCCUUCAUGCAAACACACGGACUAGGUUUUGUGUGUUUGAAUGACUCUUCGGUUUCCCGGACAAUGCGCCUCCGGAGGGUCCUGCACAGCUACAUCCCUAAAGCUCUGCUCUCAGACCACAGACUGCGCAUCAGCUCUUUCGACGGCACCAUGUGGGGGCAGAUCGAGAGGGGCACCUUUGACAGAGUGCUAGUGGACGUUCCAUGUACCACAGACAGACACUCUGUCACAGAAGAAGACAACAACAUCUUCAGCAAGAGCCGUGUUGGAGAAAGGAGGAGGCUACCACAGCUGCAGACUGAGCUCCUGCUAGCGGGGCUGGAGGCGGUCUGUCCAGGGGGGGAGGUACUAUACUCCACGUGCACACUGUCCCAGCAGCAGAACCAGGCCGUGGUGGAGCAGGCUGAGCAGCUGGCCCUGGAACGGCAUGGUAUCCAGAUCCAGGUGGUGAGUUUGAAGCCGCUCACACGUAACUUCACAAACACGUUCCACUUUGCUCCAGAGCUGUCUGUCGGUGAACUAGUGCUACCUCAUUUAGCUGCUAACUUUGGACCUAUCUACAUGUGCAAGCUCAAGAGGCUCACGUAGACCCCCAACCCCACCUGCGGCCUGGGCAGGGUUCUCUUGCAUCCUGGAAAACCUGGAAAACCUGGAAAAUAAUUGGCCUGUUUUCUAGACAUGGAAAAUGCAUUGAAAAUAAGAAAAAACUCGAAUUACCUGGCAACUACAUGUUCUGUUUUUCUCUACCCUUUUUACUGGAUUAUUGGAUAUCAAAUUGAUGGAGAUUGUUACUUCCACCAUCACAGC